UUUAUCAUUUCAUUUCAAAGAAAACGCCGAUGGAGGUACAUGAUGAUCAAUAGGUCCUCCACCAUAUCGCUACCACCGACUUUGUUUCAUUUUCGUGUUAUCCAAUGGAAAACAACACCAACCACAAACCCAUCACCACCAAGAAGGAGGCGCAGGCGCUCCUCCUCGGUCGCUACGAGGUGGGGAAGCUCCUUGGCCAUGGAACGUUUGCCAAGGUCUACCAUGCCCGCAACGUGAAGACCAACGAGGGCGUGGCAAUCAAGGUCAUCGACAAGGAGAAGAUUCUCAAGGGGGGCCUAAUUGCCCACAUCAAGCGCGAGAUCUCCAUCCUCCGCCGCGUCCGACACCCGAACAUCGUGCAGCUUUUUGAGGUCAUGGCCACAAAGUCCAAGAUCUUCUUUGUCAUGGAGUUUGUCCGCGGUGGGGAGCUCUUCAACAAGGUCGCCAAGGGCCGGCUCCAGGAGGAAACUGCUCGGAAGUACUUUCAGCAGCUGAUCUCCGCCGUCGGAUUCUGCCACUCGCGUGGCGUCUACCACCGCGACCUCAAGCCUGAGAACCUCUUGCUCGACGAGAACGGCGAUCUCAAGGUCUCCGACUUCGGCCUCAGCGCCGUCUCCGACCAGAUUCGCCAGGACGGCCUCUUCCACACGUUCUGCGGCACACCGGCUUACGUUGCCCCCGAGGUUCUCGGCCGGAAGGGCUACGAGGCCUCCAAGGUCGACAUCUGGUCUUGUGGGGUUAUACUCUUCGUUUUGAUGGCUGGGUAUUUGCCCUUUCACGACCAGAACAUCAUGUCCAUGUACAAGAAGAUUUACAAGGGCGAAUUUCGGUGCCCGAGAUGGUUCUCGCCGUCGCUCACUCGGCUCCUUUCCCGUCUUCUCGAUACGAACCCGGAGACCCGGAUUACGAUCCCGGAGAUCAUGGAGAACAGGUGGUUCAAAAAAGGGUUCAAACACAUCAAGUUUUAUAUAGAGGAUGAUAAGCUCUGCAAUGUCGUGGAAGAGGAGGAAGGCGAAGGUGCAGAGGAUGAAGAUUCGGUCUCGGACCAGUCUGAAUCGGAAUCGGAAUCUGGGUUCGAGACGACUCGGAGUCUGAUUAGGAGGACGGGCACGUUGCCGAGACCGGCGAGCUUGAACGCGUUCGACAUCAUCUCGUUCUCGCGCGGGUUCGAUCUCUCUGGGUUGUUCGAGGAGGGAGGGGAGGAGGCGAGGUUCGUAUCGGGCGAGCCGGUGUCGAAGAUCAUAUCGAAGCUGGAAGAGAUAGCGAAGGUGGUGAGCUUCACGGUGAGGAAGAAGGACUGCCGGGUGAGCUUGGAAGGGUCGAGGGAGGGCGUGAAGGGACCCCUAACAAUUGCGGCGGAAAUAUUCGAGUUGACACCGUCGUUGGUCGUAGUGGAGGUGAAGAAGAAAGGAGGGGAUAAAGGAGAGUACGAGGACUUCUGUAACAGGGAGUUGAGACCUGGGCUGCAGAAUUUGAUGCUAGAGGAAGCUACUCCUUCGUUUCCUCCACCUUCACCUGGUUCUUCAUACCUACCUUCUGAUACUGAGUAGAUGAGUGAUGGAGAGAGAGCGUGAGAGAGAGAGAAGGAAAGGAAAAGGUUGUGAACUUCAAGUACAACCGCAAUCAGUUGCGAUGGGUUCCCCGAUUUCUGUAGUUGAUGAGUUGCACGCAAUCAUGGGGGAAAACUCUGGUUAGCUAUUGAAGAAAUGGAAGGGGGAAGUCAAUUUAUCACCUAAAUUUGGUGAAGAGUGGUGGUCAGGAUGGACAUCUGAAAGGAGACAUUGGCAAAAAUCUAAUGGGAUUGCUACAAACAGAUAAUCAAUCUGUCAAAACAAAUCAUGUCAUCUCUCUCCUUGUGUUUCUAAUAAUUGCACAUUGCCAAAAAUGCAUAAGAAAACCCCUAUUUCUCUGAUAAUACCAUAUUGUUCUCACAAAAAUGUUUGGCAAAUCUUAUCCUUGUGCUGUGAGUUCUGCUGGUUCACUAGAGCUUGGUUGCUAGAGGCUCCAAAAUGAGAGAGAUUGACCUUGUUCUCAUCAUGUUGUCUUUUGCUUCCUGGAUAUUGCAACAUUAAAACUCUGUUUCUUGAU
Corylus avellana is the source of this 2088-nucleotide messenger RNA. RefSeq names its product CBL-interacting serine/threonine-protein kinase 12. Gene Ontology annotation, biological process: signal transduction; protein phosphorylation. The record is from RefSeq and is a predicted model, not a curated record. Lineage: Eukaryota; Viridiplantae; Streptophyta; Magnoliopsida; Fagales; Betulaceae. Gene Ontology annotation, molecular function: protein serine/threonine kinase activity; ATP binding.